This is a messenger RNA of Williopsis jadinii, 1160 nucleotides long. RefSeq lists its product as uncharacterized. Gene Ontology annotation, molecular function: siderophore-iron transmembrane transporter activity. The record is from RefSeq and is a predicted model, not a curated record. Gene Ontology annotation, biological process: transmembrane transport; intracellular iron ion homeostasis. NCBI's taxonomy places the organism in Eukaryota, Fungi, Ascomycota, Saccharomycetes, Phaffomycetales, Wickerhamomycetaceae. Gene Ontology annotation, cellular component: vacuolar membrane; endosome. The coding region runs from base 30 to 956 and encodes 308 amino acids. The transcript has a single exon.
UGGCUUUCCUGCUCAACUUCAUUUAUUACAUGGUUGCUAACUACCUCUAUACUGUGCUGAUCGUUGCGGUUGAUGAGUCUGUCACGUCGGCUACUCGUAUAUCGUCAUUGUAUUCGUUUGUCUCCACUGUCUGGUCCCCAAUAUUUGCUAUCAUUGUUGCGUACGUGAGACGUCUAAAAUACUUCAUCGUCUUUGGUGUUUCUCUAUGGUUCUUAUCAACAGGGUUACUCUAUCAUUUCAGAGGUGGUGAUGGUGCUGGUCCAGGUAUCAUUGGUGGUCUCUGUGUUUGGGGUAUUGGUGGUACUAUGUUUUCGUAUCCUAUUACGGUUUCUAUGCAGUCUGCAACAUCUCAUGAAAACUUGGCCAUCGUUGCUGCCUUUUCAUACACAAUGUAUAGAAUUGGUUCAGCAGUGGGUAACUCUGUCUCUGGUGCUGUUUGGACACAACUGCUUCCAGACCGUUUGGCCAGAAACCUUGGUAAUGUGACACUUGCUGCUGAAGUUUAUGCCAAUCCGUAUAAGUUUGCUGCAAAUUAUGAUUGGGCUACACCAGAAAGACAAGCUACUGUCGAGGCAUACACACAUAUUCAGAGACUGGAGACAGUGAUUGCUCUGUGUUUCUGUACGCUGUUGAUUGUAUGCUCGCUGUUUCUGAGAGAUCCAAGGCUUACAAAUAAGGUUGCACACGAUGGAGAGAUUGAGGAGGGCCAACUUAUUGUUAAGGAGGACCAUGAUCCAGUUGUCGAAUUCGUUAGAACUAAGAUCUUCAGAAAGGAGCCACGACCAAAACGUGUGCCUUGCAGCAGUGAAAUAGAAGAAGAAGAUCCAAUCGUUGAGUUCAUCAGAACCAAGAUCUUCAAGAAGGCACCUAGACCAAGACAUACACAAGAGCCAGCUCUAUCAGCAGAUAGUAUCCAUGACCAAGGCAUUGAUUCUAAUACCGAAAAGAAGAUUUGAUAUCAUAUCACAUAGAUCCUACAUGGUUGCGCUAACCAUGAGCAUAUACAGCUCAACCAAUUUACGACUUUUCGUCUGGUGAUGAAUUCCAGAAUAUCGUGUAGGAGCAAGUCCAUCUAACUGUUCUUUUACAGUUCACGGUAUGAGGAUUUGAUGUUCGUUAGUAAAGCUACAUCUCCAAGGAUGUAUCACUAUGGAAACAUC